Molecule: messenger RNA, 3595 nt
Organism: Cercocebus atys (sooty mangabey)
Lineage: Eukaryota; Metazoa; Chordata; Mammalia; Primates; Cercopithecidae
Gene: VWA7
Product: von Willebrand factor A domain containing 7
Exons: 17
Coding region: 648-3404 (918 amino acids)
Source: RefSeq, a predicted model, not a curated record
GUUCUGGAGGGCAGAGGGGCAGGUCUGUCUGGGUCUGUCCCUGGCACUGUGCCAGGCCUGAGUCACGCUGCUCACUCCCUUCCUCCUCCCCAGCUUUCAUUCACCUCCGCACUGCGGCCAAGGGAGGCCCGCCCUGCCAUGGGCUGCUGCCUGUGGCCUUGGGCAGGCAUGAGCAAAGGGGCCAGGGGGGUUGCCUGUCCUCCCCCACCCUGUGGGGGCCUUCCUCCCCCUCUACUGGGCCUCGGUUAAUUAUAACUCUGACCUAAGUGCCCUGUGACGUCGUGCCCGGGCCAGCCCUUCCUAGGAGACCCAGCAACCAGGUAGGGGAGGGCCUGAGAGGACUCAGGCUUCCUGUGCAUGGGGAGUGUUUCUGCAGCAGGGCUGGGAACUCAGCCAGGGACUGGGGAGGGGGGCCUGGGGGAGGAACCCUGGACCCCUCUCCUGGCAGCUGUGUAUGUCCCUAAUGGUUAGAUGAGGCCCUCAGGUUGUCUGGGUGACAGAGAGGGCGGGGAAGCCAGGCUGCAGCAGACGCGACUUUUGAGGUAAAGCAGGUGCCCAUGGAGACCCGCAGAGCCGGCCUGCCCUGGAAUCGCAGCUGCUUCCUCCUCCCUUGAGAGCCUUCUGUCUCCCAGGUCCAUGUCUCAGCCAUGCUCCCCACAGAAGUGCCCCAGUCCCACCCGGGCCCCUCAGUGUUGCUUCUGCUGCAGCUGCUGCUGCCCCCCACAUCUGCCUUCUUCCCCAACAUCUGGAGCCUGCUGGCUGCCCCUGGCUCCAUCACCCACCAAGACCUAACUGAGGAGGCAGCACUCAACGUCACCCUGCAGCUCUUCCUGGAGCGGCCACCCCCAGGCCGCCCCCCUCUUCGUCUUGAGGACUUCCUGGGUCGAACACUCCUUGCCGAUGACCUCUUUGCCGCCUACUUUGGACCUGGUUCUCCUUCUCGGCGGUUCCGAGCAGCCUUAGGUGAGGUGUCUCGUGCCAAUGCGGCCCAGGACUUCCUGCCGACUUCCAGGAAUGACCCCGACCUGCACUUUGAUGCUGAGCGACUGGAUCAGGGACGCGCGCAACUGGUAGGGGCUCUGCGGGAGACCCUGGUGGCAACCAGAGCCCUUGACCACACCCUGGCUCGCCAGCGCCUCGGGGCUGCACUUCAUGCCCUGCAGGAUUUCUACAGUCAUAGCAACUGGGUGGAGCUGGGUGAGCAGCAGCCACACCCUCACCUCCUCUGGCCAAGACAGGAGCUCCAGAACCUGGCACAAGCUGCCUCAUCCUCUCGCCUGGAAGCUGCCUCCUGUCCACAACUCACAGAGGGCGCAGUCCCCAUAGGAUUGGUCCCUACACUGACUGAUCCUACCUGCUCCGAUUGCGAGGCGUUGAGCUGCCCUGGGAAUUGGCUGGGCUUCACACUCCUCACCUCUGGCUACUUUGGAACUCAUCCCCCGAAACCUCCAGGGAAAUGUAGCCACGGGGGCCAUUUUGACCUGAGCAGCUCCCAGCCACCAAGGGGAGGCAUCAACAAGGACAGCACAUCCCCAGGCUUCUCCCCUCACCACAUGCUGCACCUCCGGGCUGCAAAACUGGCCCUUCUAGCCUCCAUCCAGGCCUUCGGCCUUCUGCGAAGCCGCCUAGGAGACAGGGAUUUCUCCAGGCUGCUGGACAUCACCCCGGCCUCCAGCCUGAGCUUUGUCCUGGACACCACGGGCAGCAUGGGUGAGGAGAUCAACGCUGCCAAAAUCCAGGCUCGCCACAUUGUGGAGCAGCGGAGGGGCAGCCCCAUGGAGCCUAUCCACUAUGUCCUGGUGCCUUUUCAUGACCCAGGGUUUGGCCCUGUCUUUACAACCAGUGACCCUGACAGCUUCUGGCAACAGCUUAAUGAGAUCCACGCCUUGGGGGGUGGAGACGAGCCUGAGAUGUGCCUGUCAGCCCUGCAGCUGGCCCUGCUGCACACACCUCCACUCUCAGACAUCUUUGUCUUCACGGAUGCGUCCCCCAAGGAUGCCUUUCUCACCAACCAGGUGGAAUCCCUGACUCAGGAACGGCGCUGCCGGGUAACAUUCCUGGUGACUGAAGACACAUCAAGGGUUCAGGGCCGAGCUCGGCGUGAGAUCUUGUCCCCUCUGCGUUUUGAGCCAUACAAAGCAGUGGCCCUGGCCUCAGGAGGAGAAGUGAUCUUCACCAAAGACCAGCACAUUGGAGACGUGGCAGCCAUUGUUGGGGACAGCAUGGCUGCCCUGGUGACUCUUCCCCUGGACCCUCCUUUUGUGGUGCCUGGGCGGCCACUUGUGUUCAGCGUGGAUGGGCUGCUCCAGAAGAUCACAGUCCGGAUCCACGGGGACGUCAGCAGCUUCUGGAUCAAGAACCCUGCAGGGGUCUCCCAGGACCAGAAGGAAGGCACGGGUCCUCUAGGUCACACUCACCGCUUUGGGCAGUUCUGGAUGGUGACCAUGCAUGACCCUCCACAGACAGGAACCUGGGAGAUCCAGGUCACAGCUGAGGACACCCCUGGGGUGAGAGUGCAAGCCCAGACCUCCCUGGACUUCCUCUUCCACUUUGGGAUCCCCAUGGAGGAUGGACCCCACCCUGGCCUCUAUCCCCUGACUCAGCCAGUUGCAGGUCUCCAGACCCAGCUGCUGGUAGAAGUGACAGGGUUGGGUUCCCAAGCGAAUCCUGGGGAUCCUCAGCUGCAUUUCUCCCACGUCAUCCUUCGAGGGGUCCCAGACGGUGCCGAACUAGGCCGGGUGCCUUUGGAGCCCGUAGGACCUCCGGAGCGAGGUCUCCUCGCAGCCUCGCUGCCGCCCACGCUGCUGUCCACCCCUAGACCCUUCUCCCUGGAGCUGAUUGGCCAGGACGGAGCGGGGCGGCGCCUGCACAGGGCUGCCCCUCAGCCUAGCACUGUAGUCCCUGUCCUUCUGGAGCUUAGUGCGCCCUCGGGUUUCUUGGCCCCGGGCAGCAAGGUCCCGCUCAGUCUGCGCAUCGCCAGCUUCUCGGGCCCUCAGAAUCUUGACCUUAGGACUUCCGUCAACCCCAGCUUCUCCCUCACCUCCAACCUCUCCAGGGCUCACCUGGAACUGAAUGAGUCGGUCUGGGGCCGCCUGUGGCUGGAGGUCCCAGACUCAGCGGCCCCGGAUUCCGUGGUGAUGGUGACUGUGACUGCAGCGGGACGAGAAGACAGCUCAGUGCCCCCGACUCAUGCUUUCCUCCGGCUCCUGGUAUUGGCCCCAGCCCCGCAGGACCAGCUGGCCACCCCUACCGGCUCAUCUGACCCAACCCUCACCACCGCCACCCCUGCCUUUUCCCCCUUCACAUUGGUGACUCAAGGCAGGGCUGGGGCAGGGUUGGUGGGCAGCCCCUGGUGGGGCACAGUUGGAGGGUUGCUGCUUCUGCGAGGCCUGGCCUCCUGGUGACACAACAGACUCUAGAGGGAUGGGUCUCCAGCACUAUUUUCAACCUGCCGCAUUGGUAAGAAGACCCGGGACACAUUUGUCACAUAGGCCUUAGGACCUUGCCUCUCCUAGCUGGGAUGAAGAUUUUCUUUUUCUUUUUUUUGAAACGGAGUUUUGCUCUUGUUGCCCAGGCUGGAGUGCAGUGGCGCCAU